Messenger RNA from Prorocentrum cordatum, 2046 nucleotides. The record is from the annotation of a GenBank genome assembly. NCBI's taxonomy places the organism in Eukaryota, Dinophyceae, Prorocentrales, Prorocentraceae.
AGGAGGUGCAGGUGUUGCACGGCGCCGUUACCUGCUCGGACGAGGGCUGCGUUGCGGACGCGGCCGUGCCCACGCCGCUGGCGCCGAAGUACGGGUGGGGCGAGGGACGCGGGGCCCCAGAGCACGCUGGGGACGGAGACGCGGACAAGGUUCUGGGCGUGGUGCCAGAGGCGUCCACUGACGCUUCCAUUGUCGCUGGGUCCCCUGGGUCUUUUGUCAGGCGAACGUUGUCACUACUGGGAGGGGAGAAGCCGCAGUGGCAGUGGAAACAUCGCACUGGGUGGAAGGACUACGAUCGAGCCUCCUCUGACAAGAUCGAGGCGGCUUUCCAGAGGGGCCACCCGAAGGCCCGACUCAAGGCCGGCAAGAAGAGCAGCAAUCCAAUGGAGAUCUUCUUCGCAGACAUGCUCCAGCACGAUGCCGUCACGGGGAACUCGAGGGACGUCCGCAGGGUGGGCGCGGACCCGUGGUGGGACCGCUUGAAGCGAUACGCUUCGUCGUACGUGUAUGCUUGGGACACUGGGCUUCCGAGGACGGAAACGUUGGAGACGGCGAAGGCGCGCAAGAAGCUCAUUGAAGCGGGCGGCGUCAGCGGAGGUUCAUCUCAGCAACAGGUUCAUUACUACUCGUCUGGCCCUCUUGCGGACGUCGCCAGGAGCAAGGUCUUCCAGGGCUUCGGCACGUUCUUGGUCGCACUGAACGCGAUUUGGAUCGCCAUAGAGCUGGAUAACAAAGAUGAGAAGUCCUCUGUUGGGUUCCAGCUAGUUGAGCAUGCGUUCUGCGCUCUGUUCAGCCUGGAAAUCGCCAUCCGAUUCGCAGCCUACAGAAGAAAGUGGCUGUGCCUGAAAGACAGGUGGUUCUGCUUCGACACGGUGCUCGUGCUUCUGGUGGUGCUGGACUCGUGGCUGCUGCCGAUCGCUGGCAUCCUGGCGGGUCCUGAACACGGCGACGCUAUCAAUGGAGACUUCACGGUCCUGCGAGUCGCACGACUGCUGCGCCUCACGCGCAUGGCCCGCCUUCUGAAGACUAUGCCAAUGAUGAUGACGCUGUUGAGGGGAAUCACCACCUCUAUUCGCCCUGUGAGCAUCGCUGUGGGGCUGCUUAUGAUCAUCAUCUACAUAUUCAGCAUCAUCUUUAGGAGCUUGGUGAGCCUGAAUGAUCCCGGCGGGUUCCUCGAGAGGGAGUACUUUCCCAGCGUGACGUACACGAUGUUGUUUCUGUUGUUGCACGGCACGUUCCUAGACUCGGUCGGGACGACGGGAUUUCACAUCAAUCGGGAGGGCGGUGUCUUCAUGCUGUUCGUCUUCCUAUUCUACAUUUUUGCCACCAGCUUCCUCAUGCUCAACAUGCUGAUCCGGGUGGUUUGCGAGAUGGUGUCCAUGGUGAAAAGCAGCGAGGAUGAGGCCCUGGCAAAGGUGUCGCUGGAGUCCCGGCUGUGCGACAUCAUGGAGGUGUACGACGCGGACGCCAAAGGGGCACUAAAUCAGUCCGAGUUUGACCUGUUCGUCACCAACAUCGAAGUCGUACAGUCGCUCCGCCAUUUCGACGUCGAUAUCAAAGCGCUCAUAACGCUGGCCGACAUGAUGUUCUCACACGUUUCCCCGGGAAAUGAUGCCGACAAUUUUGCCUUGGGCUUCGACGACAUCAUGAGUUUGGCGGUGCGCCUCAAGGGCAACAGUGCGUGCCGUGUGGAGGACAUCGUGAAGAUGCGCGAGUUCACCAAGUACCGCCUCCAGGAGCUGGAGGAGACCCUGGUCAGCAACAACAGGAUGCUCGAGGAACACGUGGUGGCUAACCCCCGCCGCUCGCAGGCGGGCCCCGCAGAAACGGUGCGGAGCCAGGCUUUGCAGUGACGCGCGGGGUGGGACGCCCGGAGCCGAGAACCGCCUCGAGAGGGGGGAGGCCUGCAGAAGGCACCUACUGCGCACCGCAGUGCUUGGCAAGGGUCACCCUGGGCCCCAGAGUGGUGUACACGCAGACCCUCCUGGCCCCGGCCAGGCUUCGGCUCUGGCCCCUGUCACGGCUCCAGCUCUGGCUCAUUCCGGC